This is a messenger RNA of Engraulis encrasicolus (European anchovy), 1814 nucleotides long. RefSeq names its product regucalcin (gene rgn). Gene Ontology annotation, molecular function: calcium ion binding; gluconolactonase activity; enzyme regulator activity. Gene Ontology annotation, biological process: L-ascorbic acid biosynthetic process. The transcript has 8 exons. Lineage: Eukaryota; Metazoa; Chordata; Actinopteri; Clupeiformes; Engraulidae. Bases 336 to 1232 code for a protein of 298 amino acids. The record is from RefSeq and is a predicted model, not a curated record.
GCAGUCCGCUCUCAUCUGCUCUUGACGCGGCGGCGGCGUUUGUGAAUCUCCCCAUUCAUUCAUUUUUUAAUCAACUAAUUUCGUCCAACGCGGUCUGCAUGAUGAGCGAAUGAGCGUUGAGGGAAUGAGCGAUGACAAGGCGCCUUUGAGUUCUGCUGACGGGGACACUUCAUAAGUUCCGCGGUGAGGGCAGUUGGCACCACACUUUCGGACCGUUGCACAACUCUCGGACGGCCACUUCCAAAGUUGCACAGUACAGCCGAAGCCUGCCUGCAGCCAGCGACACUCGCUACUUACUUUGGAGAUAUCUCUACCGAACUUUUUGAAACGAGAUCAUGUCUGUGAAAGUGGAAUGUGUGGUGAAGGACAAGUGCGAGAUCGGCGAGGGUCCCGUUUGGGAAGAGAAGGAGGGCACCCUGCUCUAUGUUGACAUCACGGGACAGCGCGUCUGCAGGUGGAACCCAUCCACCAAUAAGAUUCAAAGCAUUCGCACAGAGAAGUCUGUUGGCGCCGUAGUUCCCCGUAAGUCCGGUGGCUACAUGAUUGCGGAGGGCACCCGGUUCGCAGCGCUGGACUGGGACAAACAGAAGAUCACCACCAUCGCCCAGGUGGAGGCGGACAAAACCAACAACCGCUUCAAUGACGGCAAGGUGGACCCCGCUGGCAGGUUUUUUGCAGGCACCAUGGCGAUUGAGACUCGUCCCGGGGAGCUGGAGCGUAAACAGGGCUCUCUGUACACCCUGCACCCCAACCACACCGUGGUCAAGCACUUCGACAAGGUGGACAUCUCCAACGGUCUGGAGUGGUCUCUGGACCAUCGCACCUUCUACUACAUCGACUCCCUGGCCUACACUAUUGACGCCUUCGACUACGACAUCAGCUCUGGCAACAUCAGUAACCGCCGGGUGAUCUACAAGAUGGAGAAGGAGGAGUGUGUUCCUGACGGCAUGUGUAUCGAUAACGAGGGCAAGCUCUGGGUGUGCUGCUACAACGGAGGCAGAGUACUGCGCAUCGACCCCAACACAGGUACUCGUCUGCAGACGGUGAAGAUCCCGGUUGAGAAGACCACCUCCUGCUGCUUCGGCGGUAAAGACUACUCUGAGCUCUACGUCACCACCGCCUCCCACCACAUGGACGAGGCCGCCUGGGCCAAGCAGCCUCAGGCUGGAUGCAUCUUCAGGGUGACUGGCCUGGGCGUGAGAGGAAUUCCCCCAUACUCCUACGCUGGAUAAGCUGUCCACUCUACUCUAGAGCACCCCCUGACAUCCUGGAGGAGAACUGCAGUCUGCAAUUGCACUAUGUCAUGUGUGUCUCUUUCAUGAGAACUGAACUUAACAAGACCAGUAUUAACAUAUGCAUUCCCAUCAUCUGCUGUGAAUUAAACCACAGCACCUUAAACACACUACAGGAAGAAUCAUCUGCCCAUGUUGAUACGUUUGUUUGUUUGUUUGUUUGUUUGCUGUUUUUGUACACAGUUGUUGACUUUGCAGAGCCUCUGCCAGACAGUUUACAUUGUUUAUGACCCAUAAGCACCUGGAGAUUACAGCUGAACUGGCAUGACCGAAGGGCCACAUGAUAUUGAUUUUGUAAGCUCACAAAUGAAAUCAGACAUAAGCUUGAAGAUGAGAUCACGUAAUGCAUCACAUGUGGUGAUAUACCACUGUUGAGAAAUGGUGCUGACAACACUCUGCCUUCACUAGUGUGAGUGUGACUGGAUGAAUGGCUGCACAAAUGUCCCUAGUUAACACUAUUAAUAUCCAUUUCAGUAACUGCUAAUGAAUGACUGAAGAUUAAAUAAAGAAGCAUUUGGUGAA